Molecule: messenger RNA, 3120 nt
Organism: Penicillium cataractarum
Lineage: Eukaryota; Fungi; Ascomycota; Eurotiomycetes; Eurotiales; Aspergillaceae
Exons: 9
Coding region: 1-3120 (1039 amino acids)
Source: RefSeq, a predicted model, not a curated record
AUGAUAGCUGAGGAAAUUACUCGCCUCACGCGCGAGGUUGAACGCGUCGUGACAGCCCCUUAUAUCCCCUCCCUCCAGGAUUUGUACAGUCUGGUCCAGACCAGCUCUUCUUCAACUUUGCAGUUUUGGGCUCUCCACAAACCCUGCCAAGUGAACCUGUUAGCCGACGUGCUCUCAGAAAGCCUGUCUCGAUCGCGUGUCGCGCUCCCACUGCUCGCGGCUUUUGCACAUAUUACCACUUUCAGAGACGUCUUGUUAGAUCGCCGGUCGGUUCUUUUGGAUGCGUUCCUGGAGCAAGCUCUCGUUGCCGGAGCAUCUGAGUAUCAUCUAGCAUGCAUUGCAUUGCUCUCUUCGCCUCUUACGUUGGGCUUUGUGCUCCCUGCUCGACUCGCCGACUUUAUCACGAAGCUAGUAUCUACCGUGGCCGCUAACCCCGGGGCUGAGACCAUAGCACCCUUGCAUGCCUUGAUGACUGGGCUUCAAAGAUCGCCCAACUUCAUCUACGAGGUCCCAACAGAGGUCUUAUCGAACCUGCAGCUGGAGUUAACUAAGACACUGCGCAAUCUGGACGACCACAUGGGAAACCUCUUGGGUUUGGCAACUUUCGCGCAGAUAUCAAUGACCCACCGAAAACAACUUGCCCAGCAUCAUGGAAUAGGCACUCCGUCUUGGCUUCUCAACAUCCAGCAUUUCUUUGGCCCAAAACGGGGCAUGAAGACAUUAGAUCUAGUCGUUCUGCGAGUCAUCCUGGCUUGUUCCUCGAACUGCAAUAAUCUCACCCCGGCUCAAGCUGCUGAAAGUAUUCGUCUUGCAAUCUCCAUCGCCGAUGCUGUUGAGCCAGAUCAGAAGCAGUCAUGGCUGUCGGGAAGCUCUUCCAAGAUUGCUAAGCUAUGCGAGAAGGUAGCCAGGGAGAAUCUACAUAGAGAGGUACAGGUUAUGGGCGUAACCUUUUUGCUUUCUCUGCAGCCCUUGAAAGCCUUGCCAUCUCAUAUCGGGGAUCUGGGCCUCCGCCUGCUUGUCUCCAAGGACAGCAGAGCAAUCUUGGGAGCCAUGUCACCUGAGCUUGUCUCACGCCUAACAGAUUCAUUGGUGGGCUACGACGAGUCUGUCGUGUAUGAACUUCUACGUUUCACCGCGGACGCUCUGAAAGAGGAGGGCGUUGGUCGCGAUUCCAUGGUCAAUCUCCAUGUUUCAGAUAUCCUGCUCACUGGAUUCCAGGCCAAUCUGUCCCGACCUAUCAUUACGUCCUUGUUGAACUCGGCUUCUACCAAACAUACCAUAGCUGGCCUUUUCGGAAAGUAUCCUGUAGUCCCUGCUCAAUUGCAAUGCCAGGACUCACAGAUCUGCCACUGUGCCUACAGCGGCUUGCAGAAUAAGGUCUUGCUCAGUCUAUUCGAGAUUUACUUCGUUGCAGCUCUGUCACAUAAUGGGGAUGCAGCUGACAUUGCUAUAAUUAAAUCCCUCCUACAGCGGACUGCCAAGUCGCUCGGCCCUACCAGCUGUACUUUCGCGCAAUCUGAGCACGACGCCUUCCGCAGCUCGCUGUAUCUGCGCAACAGGCAGGAUUUCACUACAAAGCGCCAGCCGAUCCGAGAUUGGCGCGCUAGUAUUACUGAAAUGCAUAUGCAAAAUGCCGAGGCAUCUCACAGUGCCAUUAUGAAGAAGGUCGAGGACAUUUGCUUUGAUCUCGAAAAUCGCUGUUACGACAUUGAAGGCCCUGUACGGUCCGCCGAGGAAGAGCGGGACAGACAAAAAUAUGAAGCCGAGAAGUUGCAACAGCGAAACGAGGACUUGACCAAACAACUGGACCAAUCCACACAGGAUAUUGUCACUCUCCAACAAGACCUGGCCAGACUUGAAGAACAUGCUGGCAUCGCAAGCACACGUGCCGAAGAACUGUCGGAAGCGCUUGAGUUGGCUCGGCAAGAAUUGAGUGAGCAACAGAAUCGCGCAGAAGAUGCAUUCCGAGUUGAGCAAGACCGGGCUCGGAGCAGAGAACUCGAGUUGAUUGCGACAUCUACCGAGAAGGAUGAUCAACUAGAGGAGCUACAGGAGUCAGUACGACAGCUCAAGUCACAGAAGGAACACCUCGAGCAGGUAGUGCAGACAUCCUCUCAUGAGAGGGCUACCUCUGCCGAAGCAACGGAAGCCUUGGGGCAUGAAAUUGCUGAAUUGAGGAAUCUGUUGGAAGCAAAGUCAUCACUGUGCAGCCAAAAAGAAGAUGAAGUCAAACGUCUGCUAGAAGCAAAUAAUGGUCUGCAGGUGGAGCUUGGCACUGCUCAAACAAUGGUGGAAGAUCAAACUCGGGAAAUUGAACAGCUCUACUCGAAAUUGCAAGAAGCUGAGGAACAAGCAAAGGCCGAUAUAAUAAGCCUGAAUCAUGACAGGGAAACAGAAAUUGCCAAAAUUGCUUCUGAAGUGACAAAACAAAAGGAAGGGAACGAGCUUCUACAGGAAGCCAUGCAAAGAGCCGCAAGCGAUGCGUCCAAAGAACUACAGUCUAAGGAUAAGCGCAUCCACCAGUUGGAGAAAAAGAUCCAAUCCCUCCGUGAUGAGAGAGCAGCGAAGGCUAGGGAGUUUUCAGAAGCCCAGCAACAUAUCGGCCGGCUCAUGAAUGUAAUGGGCUUCUCUGCAAAAACAACUGACAAGAGCUCCAGCAAGCCUCAACGCAGCAGAGACCCCGAUAUCGCCCCGACUCCUAGCCGCCGACAGUCAACCACAUAUUACGACGACGAUGAUGAUAUACAUUUUGCAGAGUCUUUUGAAUCUCUGGCAUCCAAUCUGCAGGGUCCAACACCAAAACGCCCCAAGGGUAACGGUCGCUCAAUGCACCCUUUGCAAGCACCCGUCCCGAAGACCCCUGCAGUCGGCAGCUCAAUGAGCAAGGCAAAUGUCCCCAAAACAUGCCCCAGGCAGCCUUUGAUUGACGCUGGCACUAAUAGUCCCGUUAAAUCACAAGUAAGUCCUGGUUCUAAGGGCAGUCAGUAUGAUACUGCUGCUGCUGCUUCGCCUAGUAACAUGGGUGAAAAUCGACUGCAGGAUCUGGAUUUGGACAUGGAUCUGGAGUUCUCGAAGGACUUUAUUUUUACCAGUACGGCUUUUUCUGCGUCAAAUAAUUAG